UUUCCGUGUUUGUACUUGUAUUGUGUUCUUUCCCUGUUAUUUGGGCGUUGUAAAUUGUAAAAACAUUAUAAUGCAAAAUAAUUAAGAAAAGGAAUGUGCAUAUAACGUUAGUAACAUUACAAGAUGAGUAUAUCUGUACAGUAAUCGUUUCUAAAUAAUAAAAUGCUUUAGAGCUCCUGUAUGCAGUUAGACCAUCAGCAACUUUAUAAUCGGCUAUAAUUAAGAUCACAAACAUACGAUAUGCCGGAGCAAAGUAAUGACUAUCGGGUGGUGGUUUUUGGAGCGGGUGGUGUAGGGAAAAGUUCACUGGUUCUUCGAUUUGUGAAAGGAACCUUCAGGGAGUCAUACAUACCGACGAUUGAAGACACCUAUAGACAAGUUAUCAGCAGCAACAAAACUAUUUGCACAUUGCAAAUCACGGAUACAACUGGUUCUCAUCAAUUUCCUGCAAUGCAGAGGUUAUCCAUCAGUAAGGGCCAUGCAUUCAUAUUGGUAUAUUCUGUAAGCAGUCGACAAUCACUCGAGGAGCUGAAGCCUAUAUGGCAGACGAUAAAAGAAAUUAAAGGAGUGGACCUACCCAACAUACCUGUAAUGUUAGCAGGGAACAAAUGUGACGAGAGUCCAGAAAUACGCGAGGUUUCUGCAUCAGAAGGACAGAGUCAAGCUCAAGCCUGGGGUGUUUCUUUCAUGGAAACAUCUGCCAAAACUAAUCAUAAUGUCACACAGCUUUUCCAGGAACUAUUAAACAUGGAAAAGAACAGAAAUGUAUCCCUGCAGGUGGAUGGCAAAGGAAAGAAGAAAAAAGACAAAGUAGUGAAAGAAGGUGAAGCAUCGGCUAGCGGUCGAGAGAAAUGUCUUGUUAUGUAAUACGGUAACAAAUUAGAACGAUUUUAAAACCCAACUUUGAAAUAUUUAAGUACACAGUCAUUUUACUUCUAGUCAUUAAAACAUGGUCCUGGAGGUUAAAGCACGGAUUUAUCCAUAAGUAUUUAUUGUAUUUUAUGAGAAUUGUAGUACCUAAUUAUUAUGCCUUCAUUAUUUUCAUUAAAACGGAGCUUGAAAUUCAUCAAAGCAAGAAUAUUUUGCUAUAUAGUACUUACAUUAAGUUAUUUACACUAGUUACAUAAUUAAUGAUGACUGACAUGACACAGAUAUGUUGAUUAAAUCCGUAUUGUUAGUGCGAAGAUACAACGAAAUGAAGUCUAUAGGACUUAACUGUUAUUCAAUUGUAUGCUGGUAAGUGUAAACAAUAGACAUAGUUUGUUGCGUUUAGCUCUAAUAAUUGUCUGAAGCAGAUUUCAUAUUAAUAAUAAUUGUUAUCAUUAAACAUAAUAAUGUGCCACUGCAGCAAUCUUGGUGGUGGUGGAACAAGUGCCUAAUGUUUUUUUAUACAUACAGACAGCUAUCAUAUAUCUACUGUUUUUUAUGAUUAUUAUUUGUUAUUAUCGAUGUAUUUUAGCUACAAAAUGAUAGUAAUUUCAAUUUUCAGGAAUUAUAAUAUUUUGAAUGUGAAAACUGCUUCAGCAAAGCAAAUAGGCUUAGCAAAGUAAGGUGUGAAAGUAACUGUUCCUAGUCACUUUUAUUUUUAACAUUCCAAGCUAAAUUUCUAGUCCCUAGUGAUGUUUUCAUCUCGUAAGUUACAUAAAAUUACAAGGAUGAACAUUGAGAGCAUGAUAGCAUUGUGAGAAUUUUUUAAUUGUGCCAAAUUAAUAAUCUAUCACUAACAUUUUUUUCUGCAUUUACAUUCUUAAUACGCUGAAACUUACCUUUAUAAAAGGUAUUUAUGAAUAGUUUAACAUUCACAGUUUAGCAGCACAAGACGUAUUCCGAGUUUUGCAAUAAUUUCACUGUUUAGAGUUCAUCAAGUCUCACUUUGGCUUUAGGGCACCUUUUUAUGUAGAAUUCUCACAAUGAUGAUGAAUGUUUUACUGUUAAUGUAAUUUGAUUGGGGCACAGCCAUCAUUGGUCCGAUUUUCAUCAGAUUCCGCUGUCAGAUAUAAAAAUGUAAAUUUAUCAAAUAAUUUAAAAACUUCUAUGUAAACUAUUGCGUCAAACAGCGUGGGUGGCUAGUUACCUUAAAUAACAUCAAAUCACAUAAAUACAAUGAGCAUGUAAUUUUAAGUAUACAUAGAUGUCUUUGAUGGUAUGAUUGGUUGAUACCAUGGUAAUAUGUUCAGCCACAUAAUACUUAAAAGUAAUUUUAUUUAGUCUGAACUUCAAACAACAUUUAAUGUUAUUAGUAACAAUCUAGUCAUUAUUAUUAAAAUGUAGCAGUCGCUAGUUUAUAAUGCACUUUAUUUAUAUCAUUCACAACAUAUCCAAUUAGAUUUGUCCAUAUUAAUAUUUAAAGUUUUAAUUAGUCAAUGACCAUCGUCAUGUAUCUAGUGAGGUAUUUUAUUAUAAUACGAGUGACAGUGCAACUUUAUUUUAAUGUGUGAUUUGGCAACUAAAUAUUCCAGUCUAUAUAAAUCUUAGGAUGUUUGUACUGUUAACACUUUCCCCAUAUUAAUGCAUGCAUUUUUAUGUGUUACUUGUACCUUAAUAUCACUACACAUUGUUCACGAAAUUUGGUCUUUGCAAAAAUAUUUGCACUGUGUGUAAUAAACUUUAUUUGGCUUAUUGGCAGUAUCUGAAUAUUUAUUGUAAGUAAACUAUGAAAAAAAUUGUUAACACUGUAUUGUUAAAGCUGGACCAAAGUUGUUUGAUGUUGAUUGAUGUAAGUUUAUGAUAGUUUUCAUUUUGUCUGUUGACUUAAAUGUUUUUGAUAAUAUUCAUCUGUUCUUUACUAUAAAUCUAUAAAAAUUUCAUGCCCCGGCUGUUGCAAACUACAUUAUGAUUAAAAAUGUAUGUAGUAACGUUAAAGUGGUUAAAGUCAUGAAAAAGAGACAUCAAUGGAAAAGACAUUCCGCACUUAUUGCGUAUGACUUUGGUUUAGUGAAAUGAAUUAAAUUAUUUAAAAAAUCUAAAUGAAUCGGUAAUUUUGAUUUUUUAAAAUCUAUUUUCUAUUGCUAUUUUCCCUGAGCGAUAUCUACCAUCCCUAACUCGUGAAAGCUUCUCCAUGGAUAAUGUUUAUGAGUCACUAUCACAAAAAUUACAAUUUCAAAGCGGAUUUGAAAAUUGAGUACCAAUUCAACAAGUACUUACCUAUGUACAGUCAGUAUCAAAUAGUUCGUGACACCCAAAGUAGCCAAAAAGUUCGCAACACGUCUUUGUUACGUUUAGAAUACGGUUGAGUAGUCAACUUUUUGGCCAAUUUUUUGACGCUGACUUAAAACGAACGAACAAACGUACGUUUGCUGUUCGUGUAUAAAGUACCUACUUUUUCAUGGGCAAGAAAUUAAUGUGGUAGCACGAAGAAGUGACCGCCACACCAUUAUCAAUUUACGAGUACCUAAUAAAGAUGGCAGAAUUGUUGAUCAGGGAAGUCUUGGAAUGAAAUGAAAAUACGAUCUUAUAGAAACGAAUCUAGUCUAUCUUAAUUUGAAUUAAUUCUUAAGCUAAUUUGUAUUGUUUUAUUUAAUUAUUUUUAAGCUGCAGUAGGUAUGAUAGUCGGCAUUUUUCAAAACGCUUUAAAUCGACAUUUGAAACUUCUGAUUGAAAUCACCGCACAUAAAUUUUACUACACAUCCGUUUGUUGCCAAAUAUCUCGUAAGAGCUUUUUGCCACAUUUUGGGGCCUUAUAUUUUAAACAUUGUCUGAUGCCUCUAUGUCUAGUAGUUCAACGAAAAUAAUAUUGAAGAAGUAAGACUUGUUUAGUGUCUAGUAGUUCACUAGGUAAAUUUAAUUAAAAAUAAAGCAUGUGAAAACAUUCGAGAGAAUCAAUACAAAAAACAUUGUGAUUUUUUCCAUAUAAAAAGCUAUUCAGCUGCAAUUUUUUUUUACCUUUGAGGUACUGAUACUGAAGAGUCAAUUUCGUUGAACUAAAAGUCUGGUCUAAUGUAAUUUUCCCUUGAAGACUCUACUCACUCGUACUUAAAUUCUCCUACUAAUAACGCUUCUAAUAUUCUUCGAAAUGGUGCCCAUUAUAUUAUAUGGCAAUAAUAUUAUAGUAGUUAAUAGAUAUUUCAUCUUACAUUUAGCAUUUGAAUAGUGACUAGUUAUCUUGAUAACUAAAGAUAGGGUAUUGUCCUUAGACAAUUUGUCUGAGCAUUAACACUUGAACAAUGUCAAUAUCUUAUGAAAAAUUAUAAACAAAUGAAAGGUUGUUUUAAUUACUAUUUUGCUUGUUAUUCCAUUAUUUUACAAAACAUUCCUUACUUUAUACAUUGACAGAAAAAUGUUUAUUGCCAUGGUACAGGUGAUUUUUGUGAAAAAAAGUGAAUCAAUUUUAUUUGUUUAAAAUGUUUUUUUUUUAAUUAAGCAUAUGAAAGAAAAAACAAAUUCCAUAUAACUUGCUACUUGUAACACUAUGAGUACCUAUACUUUGAGAAUUUUGAUUGAUUCAGAUCUUAUUCCGUCUACCCAAAACUUUCCCUGUCCAUUAGUACAAAUGGAUAAGCCAUUAAUCGCAUCAUACUUUUAAAGGGACAGGGACAUGGGAGCCUGUUAAGAUUAAUAUUCGCGUAAUAUUCUUAAAAUAAAUAAUGCCAAAAUGCAUUUUUUUUUGUUGAUGUUAAUUUAUGGUUGUUCUGCAAGUUGGUCUUGUAACAAUUAUGUAAGCAUUGACAUCUGCAUAGAGGGAUUAGUCCAUGAUGCGGUUAAGUUUCGUCUGUAGAUGUAGGGUAGCCUGAUAGGAUCGCGUCAUUUUUUUCAUAGCUUGGCUCGGGAUGAGCGAGAAUAUUGCAAGAGCCGUAUUUUGCUCAUCCAAUUUGGAGUGAUGUUUGUAGUUGUAAGUAUAUUGAUUUGUUACACUGUUAUUUAUUGAGGUUGCGAAUGUUUGUUGA
This is a messenger RNA of Ostrinia furnacalis (Asian corn borer), 4883 nucleotides long. Its product is annotated as GTP-binding protein Di-Ras2. Gene Ontology annotation, biological process: signal transduction. Gene Ontology annotation, molecular function: GTPase activity; GTP binding. NCBI's taxonomy places the organism in Eukaryota, Metazoa, Arthropoda, Insecta, Lepidoptera, Crambidae. Bases 241 to 867 code for a protein of 208 amino acids. The record is from RefSeq and is a predicted model, not a curated record. Gene Ontology annotation, cellular component: membrane. The transcript is spliced from 4 exons.